AUGCCAAUGACAUGCCACAGUUUUGAGUUUGGUAGAACUAGGCUGGACUUGGUUGCACGUGUGUGUUCUUCCGAUGCUUCAUUCGACUGGUUUUCCACAAAUUAUCAUGCAAAAGGCUUCUCCAACACCUUUAAUGGAGGCUAUAGGCCCCGGAAAUUGUUCUGUGGACCGCAUGAAAUUCCUUGGCGCCGCAUUUUUUCAGAGAAGACUCGAAAAAAUCUGCUAAAUGGGGUAACUGCAUUAGGUUUUCAACCAGUGCCGGAUGUGAAGGAAGAUUCAAAAAACAAGAGAUUGAAACCAGCUCUUGAGCAUAUCUUUCGUGCUGGUGGAAAGAGGGUGAGACCAGCUUUGGUUUUCCUAGUUUCAAGAGCAACAGCAGAAAUUGUGGGCUUGAAGGAACUUACAACCAAACAUAGGCGUUUGGCAGAGAUCAUUGAGAUGCUGCAUACUGCGAGUUUGAUUCAUGAUGAUGUAGUGGAUGAAAGUGAUAUGCGGAGAGCUAUUCAGCAUGAACUCCUCAAUCUUAGCAGUCAUUUCUACUACAAGCCCAUCAAGAUGAUGCCAAUGACAUGCCACAGUUUUGAGUUUGGUAGAACUAGGCUGGACUUGGUUGCACGUGUGUGUUCUUCCGAUGCUUCAUUCGACUGGUUUUCCACAAAUUAUCAUGCAAAAGGCUUCUCCAACACCUUUAAUGGAGGCUAUAGGCCCCGGAAAUUGUUCUGUGGACCGCAUGAAAUUCCUUGGCGCCGCAUUUUUUCAGAGAAGACUCGAAAAAAUCUGCUAAAUGGGGUAACUGCAUUAGGUUUUCAACCAGUGCCGGAUGUGAAGGAAGAUUCAAAAAACAAGAGAUUGAAACCAGCUCUUGAGCAUAUCUUUCGUGCUGGUGGAAAGAGGGUGAGACCAGCUUUGGUUUUCCUAGUUUCAAGAGCAACAGCAGAAAUUGUGGGCUUGAAGGAACUUACAACCAAACAUAGGCGUUUGGCAGAGAUCAUUGAGAUGCUGCAUACUGCGAGUUUGAUUCAUGAUGAUGUAGUGGAUGAAAGUGAUAUGCGGAGAGGGAAGGAAACUGUUCAUCAGUUAUAUGGUACAAAAUUGGCAUUGUUGACAGGGGACUUCAUGUUGGCGCAGUCUUCAUUGUACCUGGCUAAUAUCGAAAACAUUCAAGUCAUUAAGCUCUUAAGCCAAGCAGUUAAAGAUUUGGCAAAUGGUGAAAUGAAGCUGGCGUCGAGCUUGUUUAACUGUGAUGUUGGACUGGAGGAAUAUUUGAUCAAGAGCUACUACAAAACAGCCUUGAUUAUCGCUGCUAGCGCCAAAGGAGCUGCCAUUUUUAGUGGCGUUAGCAGCGAUAUCUGUGAGCAAAUGCAUCAAUAUGGCAAGAACCUCGGUCUACCGUUUCAAGUUAUGGAUGACAUUUUGGAUUUCACUCAGUCUGCAGAGCAACUUGGGAAGCCAGCCGGAAGCGACUUGGCUGAAGGGAACCUGACUGCACCAGCAAUUUUUGCAAUACAGAAAGAGCCCAAAUUGAGAGAGAUCAUUGAAUCUAAAAUUUCCGAAACUGGUUCUCUGGAAAAGGCCAUUGAGUUGGUUAAGAGCUGUGGGGGCAUUGAGAGAGCACAAGAUCUAGCAAAAGAGAAAGCUGAUCUUGCAAUCCAAUAUCUUCAAUGCCUUCCUCAGUGCCUUUCGUGUGGCCCUUAA
Ilex paraguariensis (yerba mate) is the source of this 1695-nucleotide messenger RNA. The record is from the annotation of a GenBank genome assembly. NCBI's taxonomy places the organism in Eukaryota, Viridiplantae, Streptophyta, Magnoliopsida, Aquifoliales, Aquifoliaceae.